This is a messenger RNA of Gongylonema pulchrum, 1137 nucleotides long. NCBI's taxonomy places the organism in Eukaryota, Metazoa, Nematoda, Chromadorea, Rhabditida, Gongylonematidae. The record is from the annotation of a GenBank genome assembly.
AUGGAUCCGAAUAUUUCCAAUACACUGUGUUCGUUGUUUAGAAUUGCGACAAUCGUUGCGACAGUGGAAAAUGUGCUUGCGAUUGUUACCGAAAUUAUCCCCAAACUCGAUGAGGUGUUUGCGCAGUGUCCGCCGCAGUCCACCGAACGUGUUGUGCAGAUUAAAGGGCCACCGCAGAAAGUGAUAGAGUGCUUGAACCACAUCAUCGAAAUACUCAAAGAGAUUCCAAUCAAAGGACCAACAAAACCGUACGAGUCGAUGUUUUAUGAUCCGAGCUACUCGGCUGAUUACGGUGGCUACCCGCCGGAUCGUAAUUACCGUGGCCCGAUGGUCCGAGGAGCUGCAGCAAUGGCGGCUGCGGCAGCUGGCUAUGGGAAUAUGCCGUUUGGACGAAAUCUGGGUCAGCCGAUUGUUGGUCGUGGUCCUCUUUCGGAUGUUGCUGUACCAUUCAUGGGCCAUGAAGAGAGCACCCAGGUAAUCAGAUUUCACACUUUUUUUUUUGCUUUGAGAGAUCUAAUUGCGACAAUCGUUGCGACAGUGGAAAAUGUGCUUGCGAUUGUUACCGAAAUUAUUCCCAAACUCGAUGAGGUGUUUGCGCAGUGUCCGCCGCAGUCCACCGAACGUGUUGUGCAGAUUAAAGGGCCACCGCAGAAAGUGAUAGAGUGCUUGAACCACAUCAUCGAAAUACUCAAAGAGAUUCCAAUCAAAGGACCAACAAAACCGUACGAGUCGAUGUUUUAUGAUCCGAGCUACUCGGCUGAUUACGGUGGCUACCCGCCGGAUCGUAAUUACCGUGGCCCGAUGGUCCGAGGAGCUGCAGCAAUGGCGGCUGCGGCAGCUGGCUAUGGGAAUAUGCCGUUUGGACGAAAUCUGGGUCAGCCGAUUGUUGGUCGUGGUCCUCUUUCGGAUGUUGCUGUACCAUUCAUGGGCCAUGAAGAGAGCACUCAGGUUACAAUACCGAAUGAGCUUGGUGGCACGAUAAUUGGUAAAGGUGGUGAGCGUAUUAACCGGGUGCGCGAGGAAUCGGGCGCUCAGAUUAUUGUCGGACCGCACCAGGAUUCUGGCGAACGUAUCAUUACGAUCACCGGCACUCCGGCUGCUAUCCAGACUGCACAGUACUUGCUGCAACAAUGGUAA